This is a messenger RNA of Durio zibethinus, 767 nucleotides long. RefSeq names its product ethylene-responsive transcription factor SHINE 2-like. Gene Ontology annotation, biological process: regulation of DNA-templated transcription. The record is from RefSeq and is a predicted model, not a curated record. NCBI's taxonomy places the organism in Eukaryota, Viridiplantae, Streptophyta, Magnoliopsida, Malvales, Malvaceae. Gene Ontology annotation, molecular function: DNA-binding transcription factor activity; DNA binding.
UCAGGGCUUCCAUAUUUAUGAUCUCUGCACUUCUCUUUAGCCUUUUCUUUCCCGGAAACAUGGUACAAACAAAGAAAUUCAGGGGUGUUCGGCAGCGUCAGUGGGGGUCUUGGGUAUCUGAAAUUCGCCAUCCUUUACUGAAGAGAAGGGUAUGGCUAGGCACAUUUGAGACAGCUGAGGCUGCUGCAAGAACAUAUGACCAGGCUGCCAUUUUGAUGAAUGGACAAAAUGCCAAGACCAAUUUUCCUGUAGCAAAGACUCACCCUAGUGACACAAAUGCUCGAAAUGAUGACUCUCCAUUGCCUCCCAAGGCUCUUUCUGAGCUUCUGAAUGCUAAGCUCAGAAAGUGUCGCAAAGACCAAUGUCCUUCUCUGACUUGCCUGAGGCUUGACACCGAUAAUGCUCAUAUUGGAGUCUGGCAAAAACGUGCAGGCACUCGUUCAAGCUCCAAUUGGGUCACGAGGGUUGAGAUCGGGAAUAAGAAGAUGAUUACACCGGCAUUGGAAGAUGGAUCAGCAUUGUCAUCAGGGUCGUCGCCUAUAGCUGAUGAGAGUGAAGCUGGAAGUGUAACGGGAGAAGAGGACAGGAUAGCAAUGCAGAUGAUAGAAGAGUUGCUCAAUUGGAAUUGUCCUAUGUCUUCAACUUCAGGUUGAGUUUAGAAAAGACAUAUCCUUUGAAUAAAAGUCCUUUGCAUUUUACCUUUCCAGGUUAUAAAUCAUGCAUCACCUUCCGUCGACCUCACUGUGGAACUGGUGCAAUAAGCAGUU